Drosophila hydei is the source of this 3798-nucleotide messenger RNA. RefSeq lists its product as uncharacterized. Lineage: Eukaryota; Metazoa; Arthropoda; Insecta; Diptera; Drosophilidae. Gene Ontology annotation, molecular function: RNA polymerase II cis-regulatory region sequence-specific DNA binding; DNA-binding transcription factor activity. Bases 323 to 3259 code for a protein of 978 amino acids. The transcript is spliced from 3 exons. Gene Ontology annotation, biological process: regulation of transcription by RNA polymerase II. The record is from RefSeq and is a predicted model, not a curated record.
GUAUUUAACCCUAAAUAAUACAGCACUCUCGAUAGACUUUAGUACAGUCGAAGUGACGCCGCGGCAUACAAACUUUAAUGAAAACCUAAACAAAUUGUUGUCCGCUUGCCGAACAACAAAAACGACAGGAAAAAAGAUUAUAAAAAUAAAACAAAGUGCCGAUUGUCAAUUGCUUCAAACUGUGCUCGACUCAAAAUAAAUGUGGUAGUGAAUGCAGGCGGUUUUAAAGAGAAAAAAAUUUUAAAAGAGAUACUAGAAUAAUAGCCAGCGAGAUCCACAUAGAAACACACAAAAACAGACACAUUGCACACACUCGUAUAUAAUGAACAAUCAACUCAACCCGGCCACCUACCGCAAAUUCAAUAAUUUGCUCAGCAGCGGCGCAGUCACCGUCACCGGUCCCGGUCAGCCACGCAUAUUGAAGACGACGCGUCUGGCGACGCCCGCAUCGAACGUCGCAGCGCAGCAGCAGCAAAGCAUGAUGGACUCGGAUGCAGCUGCACGUUGUUACAUCUGUGACGAGCCACUGUUGGCCAGUCAGACUCAGACAUCGCUAACUGAUAUGUGCACCACGCACACCUCCACCAAAUUUCCGAAUAAGCUGGCCCAGCUGGUGGGUGAGGGCUUCUUGGUGAUUGUGUGCAAUGAGGAUUUCGUUUGUUCGCGCUGCACUAAUCUGGUCAACUACUUUGAUCGCUUGGAGAAUGACGUAGAGCGUGUAAAGUCGAAUCUUUUAAACUUGCUUAAUAAAAAGUAUGGCAUCAACGAGGACAGUGGCGGCAGUCAUGCAGACGCCGCUAGUCCUCCGCUCAAGAUGCAAAAGCUAGCCGGGGGCGUAGGCAAUCGCUCUAUGGAGGAGUCUGGAGGCGGGGAAGUGUUGCGCACACGUAAACUUGUGCAGCAGACGACGCCAGUCUCGCAGCAGCUGAAGCUGGCCACAGGUUCACAAGGCACUGUAGGUGGCACACAGACUGCAGUACAGCGUAAGGCAACAAAGAUUUACAAGUGCACCUCGUGCGAUUACAAGACCUCGGACAUGCGUCUGUUUAACACUCACUACGAGACCUGCAAACAGCAGACGUUCCAGUGCAAGACCUGCCGCAAGAUCUUCCCACAUUUUGGUGCCAUGAAGCAGCACAUGGUCCGGGAUCAUAAUACGGCCAUGGACAACACGUGCGCGAUGUGCCACAUCAAUUUCGUUAACGAGGCCAGCCUGCGCAAGCACAUGGAAACCAAUCAUGCUACAAAUGUGCUGGUCACUAGCACCACAACCAUACCAGCAGCUGCAGCACCUGUUACAGCGGCAGCUGCUGCUGCUGCAGCAGCAGCUGGCGUCACUGAAUCCAUUGGCGCAUCCGGCUCAGCUCUGUACACAUGUAAUCACUGUCAGUUCAAGUCGACCGACAAGGGCGUCUUUGAUGAACACAUGCGCAAACAUGUCAGCGGCAAGCCGAAGCCCUUCAAGUGUCGUCUCUGUUCGCAGCGCUUCGAAACGCGUGAGGCGGCCACCAUUCAUGCCAAGCAGCAUCAGACGAACUACUUCAAGUGUGGUCAGUGCGCCAUGACGUUCCCCAAGCGUGAGCUGCUGGUCAAGCAUGUUGAGCUGCAUCAGGCUGAGAAGCUGAAUGCUGCAAGCGGUGGCAGCCAGAACUUGAACACACAAAAGCUGCUGCAGGAGACGAUUGAUGAGGCGCUCAGCGAUAGCGUGCCGGCUCAGGCAGGCGCCACUGUUGUGGCCAACGCUGCUGAGGCUGAGAAUAACAUACGUUUCUUCUCAUGCAGCAUCUGCUCGCUGACCUUCAUCCAGGAGACGUACUACAAUCACCACAUGGAGACGCAUAGGCGCGAUAAGAAGGGCUCAGCUGCUGGCGGUGGCGGUACCACAGCCCUCAACUCGGCAGCCACAGCGCUGCUCAGCGAUGAGCCUGGAGAUGCGGGCGCUGGCGCCAAGGAGGAACUCAACGAGCAGAAUGCCGAGGCGGAUAUUGAGAGUCUGUUCGAGAAAUUGCAUUCGGAUAAGAACGAUAGCGAGAAGACCGGCAAGAAUGAAAUGGUCAUCACCUCGCAGGAGGGCAGCGGUGGCAUCACCUUCAACAUAACCAUACCACAAGUGGAUGCCAGCGGCGAGCAGGCAGAGAAGCAUUCGCCAAACUCGCAGGCACCCGUUUCGGUGAGCAUUGACAUGCCUGUGCUUGACCAAGCCGAGGAAGACGAGUCACAAUCCCAAAGCAGCAACGACAACAAAGCAGCCGAAGCCAGAGAUGGCGGCAAGUCGAAUGCAGCGCCUGUUUCGAUGCCCAGCCUAGACGAUGAUAAUGAGGCAGCGGCAGCCAAUGCAGCGGACACAACUGACGGCAAUACGGCCAGCAGUGGCAAGGCGAACGAGAAGGUCGGUGUCAAGGCAGACCAAUCAGCAGCUAAAGACAAGUCCAAGGAGGCCGAACAAUCUGGCGACGCGGAGGGCGACGCAGAGAAGCGCGAAGCCAAUGAAACACCAACGGCCGAGCAAGCAGCUGAUUCGGAGGCAGCGGCCAACGAAGCUGCCGAGGCUGAGGCAGCUGCCACAGCUGAAGGCGAGGCAGCUGAAGGAUCCGCAGGCGAACAACAGGUGGCCAUGGAGUUGGAUGAGGCCAUGCAGGCUCAGGUCGAUGGCGGCCAGAUUAAGUUCAUUGUCAAUGAGAACGGACACUUGCUGCAGCUGGACAACCACAUACUAACCGAUGCCGAUGGCAAUCAGAUCAUAGUACAAGAUCCAGAGCAAAUCCAGCAAUUGCUGCAAAGCGUGGGCGUCCUACAAUCGGGUGAAGGUCUCGAGGGCGAAACUUUGCAAAUGAUGACCGACGGAAGUGGCCAGAUGGUGCUCGUCCAUGGCGACAACAAUGAGCAGCAGCUGAUCGACGCCUCGCUCCUUAAUUCCGAGGGCCAAAUAAUAAUACAGCAAGGACAGGAUGGUGAGGAGGGACCGCAUGUCAUCAGCGAGGAUGGCACACGCAUACCAGUCUCCGUCUCUUACAAUGAGGAAGGCCAGCCCGUUAUCCAGGUGCAACAGCAGGUGCUGGAGGCAGCGCAAGCGGGCGCCGAUGAAAAGGAAGCCGCAGCUGCAGGCCAGGAGGAGGCUGCCGAGGAGGCGCAAACAAGCGAAACGGUGACAGUGACCACCGCAGCUGCUGCGGUUACCACCAGCACAGCCAGUAGUAGCACCGGUGGCACCGCUGGCUUCUUUGCGCUGGAAGAGUUCGCCGAGACGAAAACGGACUAGGAUUGGCUCUAGGAGCGGGGCCGUCAACACUACACAAUUCUGGCAUGCGAUGAGGACUGGUUUUAACAGAUAUAGACCAAAACAGUUGCUAAAUCGAGCUCUGACAGAACUCUCGGCACAGUACCCCAAAUAUACAGACUCCCACACAACACUCACAUCCGCAUUUUAAAUACGCAUCCUCACACAUACACACACACUUACACGUUUAUACAUACAUUUAGCUUAUGUAUUAACACUCCAGUUGACAACAUCAACAACAACAACAACAUCUGUAAUCAAGAUCGAAUCACUUCACAAUUGCUGCCGAAGCUCAUUUUUAUUGGCCCUGGCAACUGGAAUUGGCAAUUGUUUUUUUGCUGGAAUUCGCAGAGAACGUUUUAGGCUUAGUUUUAGCAUAGGCAACAACAACAACAACAACAACAAAAUACAAAACAAACUAUAAAAUGUAAAAAAAAACAACAAAAAAAGAAACAGUUCAUAGAUGAUUACAACAGAAGCUUGAAUUAUUAUAAUAAAUAUACAAAACAAAACAAAAACAA